Molecule: messenger RNA, 1526 nt
Organism: Octopus sinensis (East Asian common octopus)
Lineage: Eukaryota; Metazoa; Mollusca; Cephalopoda; Octopoda; Octopodidae
Product: ribonuclease P/MRP protein subunit POP5
Exons: 5
Coding region: 107-589 (160 amino acids)
Biological process (GO): tRNA 5'-leader removal
Cellular component (GO): ribonuclease P complex
Molecular function (GO): ribonuclease P RNA binding
Source: RefSeq, a predicted model, not a curated record
AGAGUGGUCCAUUGGCAAGUCAUAUUCGCUUAGGUGCCAAUGUGUGAGAAUGGUCUCUAACUAACAUUCAACUACAGUCUGUUGCCGGAAAGAAACACGUGUUGAGAUGAGGUUCAAAAAACGCUACCUCUUGUACGAGAUCGAGUCAUGUCACCAGUUCUAUUCCAACGAUAUCCUCUCGGCCAUCACGGAGGCUGUACAGACGGCUUAUGGAGACUACGGGAGGGCUGUCAUCCAGAAAGUAACUUAUGUCAAAUAUUUUGACAGCAACACCAACACCAUAAUAAUAGUGGUGCCGAGGAAACACUGUCUGAUGGUUCAGUCUGCCGUCUGCUUCAUCAAACUCAUCAAGAACAAGGAGGCGUCUUUGCGAUCCCUUCAUGUUGGAGGGACAAUAAAAUCUACAAAGAAGAGCCUGCUUGCUCAGCGUUACCAAGCGUUGCCUCGUGCGUUUCUGGAAUGUAAGAACAAAGAAGAGAGGGAGAAAGUUCAGGCCUCGAUCUUUGAGAGUUGUUCUGGAAAGCUUGAGUCCCAGAUAGAAGCCAGCGCCUACAAGCACCGAAAGAACACUGUGAAAACAACAACAUGAUCAUGUGAGGCUCAGCCUGGCGACGAGGAGUCCCUGCUACACAGGUGAUUGACCUGUUAGAAAUAGCAGCCAGAUUUCUGCCAACACAAACAACCUGCUGACUUGAAAAUAUGGUUGGGGUGGGGGGACACUGGACGGUGUACCUUAUAUGAUUGUAUGAGUUUGUGUGUGUGUGUGGUUUUAAAAUUGUUAUAACUUUCAUUGUAUUGUGUGUACAGGCUUUUUUUUUUUUUUUUGUAUACUAAGAAGGAAUGGAUGAAGAAUAUUUUUAUGUAAAGCAUUGAGGGGUAGGCAAAAGUGUUGCCCCUCAGAAAUGUACUUCCUUGGGACCAGUUCUUUCCUUAAAUCAACCAGCCAUGGAUGAUGGUAUCCAUUCGGUACAUCGUUCUCAAUAUAACUGCAAAGACAGUCUACAUCCUCAUCUUCAUCAUCAUCUCAAAUAAUUUCACCAUCGAAGGGCAUCUAGCAGUAGAAACUCUGCCAGAUCAAGAUUGGAGCCUGGUGCAGCCAUCUGGUUCGCCAGUCCUCAGUCAAAUCGUCCAACCCAUUCUAGCGUGGAAAGCGGACGUUAAAAGAUGAUGAUGAUGAUAUCUGCCUGAGUAAAUCCUUCAAAAUAAUCCUCUGAGUCAGAAUCUAACAAGACUCUGAGUCAGAAUCAAAUGCAGGAGUCACCAUUUUUGUUCAGUAAAAAUUCCAAAACAUUAAGUUCGAUUUCAAAGGUUUGUAUACAAACAAUGAAAAUGGAAGUUCAGCCUUGUUCUUAACCGAAGCCUGUUUAAAGUACCAGAAAUAAGCUUGGCGAUAUAUUUAUUUCAAGCACCUCUCCCAAGGGGACAAAAUGCCCCUGUACCUAUAGGGAAGAAAACUUGUGGGCAGCAAAAUUGCGAUAACAGCAGGGAGAAGGUUAAUCUGCAAAUAAAAAGUAUUUAUUCACCAA